AUGUCAGAACCAGAGACUUUCAAUUUGAAGCGUCGCAAAUUAGCGAGUGGCAAUCAGCCCAUAACGUGGAACAUUUCGAGUACUGUCAGGGGCGAUAAUGGAGGCGAUACAAUGGAUAGCAAGGGCUACGUCAAGACCUCAAAUCAAGCUCAAAGCAUCGGCAAGAUAGAUCUUCCAGACAGCGCUUCCAUUGACCGCCCUGAAAACUUCGACAAUCGUAACGCGAAUCCGCUGUCGGUAUCGGACGCCGACCGAUGUCUCUUAACGCAGGAACUUUCUUCCGAGGCUUCAGUAGAACCAUGCUAUCUAUUGAACCAGCGUCUGUGGAGUCACGGUGAUCUGCUGACACGUUUGGAAUGGGCCUGGGGGAUGGAAUACAACUCACUUGACCCGACAUCAGAAUCGAACAAAAUUUACCUACGGCGUGACUGGUUAAAGUCGUUCGAUAGUGAACGAUGGCUACUUCUUCCCACACCCGAGAUGGCGAAGAAAGUCAGUGCUCACCAGGACAGUUUCAUGAGGAACUUAGCAACUCAAUCAAGUCUACCUUCGAUUGAGAUGAUCUACGACGGCGCCGAAACUUUCGAAUAUCGGAUGCUAUCGCUGGAAGACGUGGAACUUCGAUCAUUCAAUCGGAUUGAUCGGCACGACUCAACGAGUGGGAGAAGCUUGCCAAGCAAGAGAACUGCUGCCGAUCAGCAAUCGACUCGACAUUAUCCUCCAUUCUAUACAUUACCACCCCUUAUAUCUCGCGCAAAACCUCACUUCGUCAUCUGCGACGCCGCUGCGAAGUUAUAUCAACGGUGGACUACUGGGCCAGACUUUGCCGCGAAGUUGAGGCCGCAUAUAAGGCUUGGUUUACAUGUGACGUCCCUUCAAGAUUUGCUUCGACCCCCCGCGUUCUUGUCCUGA
Heterobasidion irregulare TC 32-1 is the source of this 912-nucleotide messenger RNA. RefSeq lists its product as uncharacterized. The coding region runs from base 1 to 912 and encodes 303 amino acids. The transcript is spliced from 7 exons. The record is from RefSeq and is a predicted model, not a curated record. NCBI's taxonomy places the organism in Eukaryota, Fungi, Basidiomycota, Agaricomycetes, Russulales, Bondarzewiaceae.